Molecule: messenger RNA, 1023 nt
Organism: Verruconis gallopava
Lineage: Eukaryota; Fungi; Ascomycota; Dothideomycetes; Venturiales; Sympoventuriaceae
Exons: 2
Source: RefSeq, a predicted model, not a curated record
ACCAUUCCCCUCCUUAGUAAGCUUGUCCCAAGCUUUGUACUUAAGGGGUUUAGUGGCCGCCGAAGGAAAAAUAAAGAUGUCUUCAGUUUCUUCUUUCCGUCGCAAACGUCUUGCUUCCGAGAUCGAGGAGUCCGGGAGCGUCACUAUCCUUGGCUGUGAACACUGCCUAAUUCGCGGACUGACCUGUGUCGCCAUGUCUUCGUCGAAAAGUGUCAAAUGUGCAAACUGCGCACGUAAAGGAAUAAAAUGCGUCGACGUGUCAUGGGAGGUUCUGGAUAAAACCAGAGAGGAAGCCAAGUCUGCCAUAGAGGAAAAUCUCGAGGAAUUGUCCAAACUAAACGCUAUGCAACAAAAACUUCUUGCUCAACUUUCUCGAAAUCGGAAAAUUCUGAAGAUAGCCGAAAGUCGUGCGAAAGCAAAAGCGAUUUGUUUAAUGGAUGAGCUGGAAGAGGAAGAAGAAGCUGAACGAGUGAGAAAUGGUGGUCACUCUGAUGGUGAGCUUCGUGAGCUUGCAGAUAAUCUCGCCGUCUUUAACCAGACCAUCGAAACCCGAGAGGUUUCGAAUGCAUCGGAUUCUCAUGAUGGAAUCGCGAUAAUUCAAGCGGACAGUUGAGGUUCUUGUACGGUUCCCAAGUGUUUUCUUCCAGAUCUUCUCAACCUCGUAUUCCUGCUCGGUAGGGUCUUCUAAUUCGGUUUCUUUGUCAAGAGGUGUUUCCGGAUCCGCUUUUUCUAAUAACGAAACAUGAAAGAUAGGGUGUAUCCUCAUGCUCUUGGGUAGUUGCAGUUCAUAAUUUACUGGUCCUAUGAUCCUUUUGACUUUAAAUGGUCCGAUUUUGAGAAAAUCAAGUUUACUAUUUUGGCGCUUGGUGCGAAUGUUUCGUCGCCAAAGGUAAACUUUAUCCCCCUCCUUAAGGUCUGGUCCCUCAGACCUUUUUUGAUUUACCUGGAGGAUCAUUUUUUUGUUCAGGAACAUAAUAUCAGAUUGUAGUUGAGUAUAAAGCGAUUGCAAUUCUUCUGCAAACA